GGGGUACACCUAAUUUGCUGUGACAGCUGUGUGUGCGGAUGUGAAACAAGUGAGGUCGGGAUGAGACGUCCUGCAAGAAUUCUUAAGAUUUAACACAAUGUUUUAUAUUUCUUAACGUACAAGUAUGCAGUGAAAAUCUCAGCUUAGGUUUCAUUUAAAUCGACUGUUUUCUCUCUGGUAGUUCCCAGCUGAGGAGAUGGAUACUCUGAUUCCUGUAAUAAACCGUCUGCAGGAGGUCUUCCUCACUGUGGGAGCUGAGAGCAUUCAGCUGCCCCAGAUUGUGGUGGUUGGAUCCCAGAGCAGUGGAAAGAGCUCUGUGCUCGAGAGCCUGGUGGGGCGGGACUUUUUGCCCCGGGGUACGGGCAUUGUCACACGUCGCCCCCUGGUGUUGCAGCUGGUGCAUGUGCCCCCACUGGAGGAGAGGCGCAGUCAGGACAACGGAAACGGGCCAAAACAAAACUCCCAAAACAACUAUCCAGGUAUCAAGGCAGAAGAAUGGGGUACCUUCCUUCACUGUAAAAACCAGAUAUUCGACGAUUUCUCAGAAAUACGCAAGGAGAUCGAGUUGGAAACUGACCGUGGCUCUGGUGAUGACAAGGGCAUCAGUCCUGAGGCCAUCUACCUGAAAAUAUAUUCCCCAAAUGUCCUCAACCUCACUCUGGUGGACCUGCCAGGAAUCACCAAGGUGCCAGUUGGGGAUCAGCCGGAGGACAUCGAGGCGCAGGUGCAGGAGAUGAUCGUGAGCUUCAUCUCCAACCCCAACUCCAUCAUUCUGUGCGUGUCGCCUGCCAACUCGGACCUCGCCACCUCGGACGCACUCAAGUUGGCGCGAGAAGUUGACACAGAUGGUCGCCGGACUCUGCUGGUGGUCAGUAAGCUGGACCUGAUGGACGCGGGCACUGAUGCGCUGGAGGUGCUUCUGGGCAGAGUCAUUCCCGUGCGGCUGGGGAUCGUGGGUGUGGUGAACAGGAGCCAACAUGACCUGAACACCAACAAGAGUAUGGCAGACUGCGCCAAGGACGAGCACGCCUUCCUGCAGCGGCACUACCCGUCGUUGGCGUCGCGGUGCGGCACACGCUACCUGGCGCGCACGCUCAGCCGCCUGCUCAUGCACCACAUCCGCGACUGCCUGCCCGAGCUGAAGAGGCGCGUGACGGUGCUCAGCUCCCAGUACCAGGCGCGCCUCAGCGACUACGGCCAGCCAGUGGAGGACCACAGCGCCACGCUGCUGCAGAUCGUCACCAAGUUCGCCUCCGACUACUGCAACACCAUCGAGGGCACGGCGCGCUACAUCCAGACCACGGAGCUCUGUGGGGGAGCACGGAUCUGCUACAUCUUCCAUGAGACGUUUGGUCGCACGCUGCAGUCCAUCGACCCCUUGGGCGGCCUGACGGACCUGGACGUCCUCACAGCCAUACGCAACGCAACGGGACCGCGUCCAGCGCUGUUUGUGCCGGAGAUUUCGUUUGAGCUGCUGGUGAAGAAACAGAUCAAGCGUCUGGAGGAGCCCAGCCUGCGCUGUGUGGAGCUGGUGCACGAGGAGAUGCAGAGGAUCAUCCAGCACUGCUCCUCUUUUAGCACACAGGAGCUUCUGCGGUUCCCUAAGCUGCACGACUCGAUCGUGGAGGUUGUGACGGGCCUGCUGAGGAAGCGUCUGCCCAUCACUAAUGAAAUGGUUCACAACCUGGUUGCUAUCGAGCUGGCGUACAUCAACACUAAGCACCCAGACUUCACAGACGCGGCACAGGUGUCGGCAUCCGUCAACAUCCAGCAGACUGAGCCACUGGAUGCAGGGAAGCGCUGGAAGAAUGAGAAGGAGGAGAAGGAGAAGGAGAAGGCUCCGGGGCAGGCCAGGGCCCCCGGCUCCGCUUUCAACAGCCCCACCAAAGCUGUCAAUCUGCUGGACACGGCGGUGCCCAUCACACGGAAGCUGACCACUCGAGAGCAGCGAGACUGUGAGGUCAUCCAGCGGCUCAUCAAGUGCUACUUCCUCAUCGUGCGCAAGAACAUCCAGGACAGUGUGCCGAAGACGGUCAUGCACUUCCUGGUGAACCACGUGAAGGAGCGACUGCAGAGUGAGCUGGUGGGGCAGCUGUACAAGCUGCCGCUGCUGGAGAACCUACUCAUUGAGUCUCACGACACCGCCCAGCAGAGGACUGAGGUCGCCCACAUGCUGGAGGCUCUCCAGAAAGCCAGCAACAUCAUCUCAGAGAUCAGAGAGACUCACCUGUGGUAGCCAAACAAACAGCCCAUCCUAGAGUAUGUGUUUACACAUGCAGAUGUGUGUGUGUGUGUUUGUGUGUGUGUAUGUAUGUGUGUCUGUGUGUGCGUGUAGUGAGCGUGUGUGUGUGUGUGUGUGUGUGUGUGUGUGUGUGUUUGUAGUGAGCCUGUGCUGUCAACACUGAACAUACAACAAUAUUUGCACAACCAGCAGCCAUGCAUAUCUAAUCAUGGGGCAUUGGUCAGUGAAAUCAGGACCCUUUGAUGUUUUUCCUUAAAAUUGAAAAUGAAUUGGGACUAACACACAUACACGCAGACACGCGCACUCAUACACACUGGUGCGCACACACACACACACACACACACACUCCAGUCAGCAGAAGCGAUGAGAGGGGUGUGGAGUGCGGAGGGAUUGAUGGAGCUAGGUGAGCCAAGGCACCCCCGUUCCACCAACAACACUUGAGUUAUAGACCAAGGGUGCAUUUAAUUCUUUCCACACAAAUGGAAAUGUUAAAGCGAAAGUAAUGACGAAAGACCCCAACACAAGGUAAUGUCACGGUUUGCCGUGCCCCAUCCGUGCCCUGAUAUAACUAACUGUCCACCAUUCUGCACAUUCACUCAGCCACAACAGAACGAACGCCUCCAAGAGUCUAUUAUCAGUCGGCUGGAUCAGCGUUAUUUCUUUUCUGUAACCGUCGGGUCAUUAGAUUGUACUUGUAAAUAUAAUCUAACGUGGUGUCAAAUAUAUUGAUAAAGUUAGUAUGAAGCAUCUGAACGUCCUGAAGAUCUAACUUCAGGUUUUAUGAGUGUGUGUGUGUGUGUGUGUGUGUGUGUGUGUGUGUGUGUGUGUGUGUGUGUUUCAUUGAUUAAAUGUCUAUUUAUGGGAGACUGGUUAAUAGAAUAUUGUACGCUAGCGGAGCGGUGUGCAGCUAUUUUGGUCUGAGCGCAUUUUCUGGAUGAGGGGAGCGUAAUGAUCAUAGUCAGUCAUCAUUAGUGCAUCUCAGCUGUUCCUCGGGGACCGACAGAGUUCAGGGGAGGGAGAUGACCAACCGUAGAAGGAGGAUCUGCCCGCAACGAGAGGAACGUCCCACGCGUACAGGUUAAUUGGUCCUGAGUGUGAAGGGCGCCAAAGAGACGGUUCAGCACAGCCCACAGCCCUUUGCUGAAGGAGUUAUGGCUAAGGCUUGCUCGUUGCCUGGUGAAGGCAUUUGGGAACAGCAGUGAGUUCAUUGAAUGGGUUAGUAGUGAUCUUAACGUAAGUUAUAGUCUUUGGAGGUGUCUGUGUUUAGGGAAACGAGGUUGCAAUCAUAUUAAAGAAAGACUUUUUCACUCUUUAACUGUGAAGUGAAAUGUGUAGUGUAGAUCCGUCACUGGGGUCUGCUUUGGGAUCUCGCUCAGCAGUCGUCAUCAUAGAUAAAGACAAAGAGUUUGGUUUGUUUUCUUCUGCACGUCGUGUUGUCUGUUUAUGUGAAGUGCAGGACUUGCUUCAGUGAUUUUUUUUGUUUUGUUGCAGUUCUGCUUGUUCUUGUGAGAGCCCCUCACUGAAUGCAUUAAGGGGAUUGGUAGUUUGGCAGGGUGCCGGUGAGUCUGUCUCUGCGUGGUGUUCCCUCUUGAGCAGACCCCUGGACCUCAGAGAACAGAAACAGGUCACCCUUUCUUCACAAGGUUGUCCCCCAUCGCUGACCUGUCCAGCUGUGUGUGUGUGUGUGUGUGUGUGUGUGUGAGUGUGUGUGAAAGAGCCAGAGAAGUAGAUUGGCUGCUAUGCAUGUUCAGCCGUAUCAUCUUCUAUUUAGAUAUCUCAAUGUGAGGUUAUAAUCUUGCCCUCAGCCUUGUCCUUCAUUCGUGAUCCCUGAGUGAGUGUGUUGCACUAAAAAAGGAAAGUGCGAGCGUUUGUAUGUGUGUGUGUGUGUGUGCGCGCACGGUUGCUUUCCGGCAAAUUGGAUACAGGGAGGCAACUCUCGUCCCACGUCUGUGACAAACAUCCUGAAUCAUGCAUUAAGCACUGCGCUUCCCCCCCCCCCCUUAAAGACCGUCCCAGAGAAGAGUCUUUGUUGAUGCGUGUGGUGUUGCUGCCGACAUUCGUUCAGGGAGGCUAUGGGGAAAUGAGACCAAAACAAAACAAAAGAAAAGCACUGAGAAGCACUGCCCUGUGUGGAGGGCAUCAAGAAGACAGUGUGCAAACAUCAUGGGACUCAAGUCUUGGAAAGUGUGCGGAUGUGUUUGUGUAUAAAUGUAUGCCACGUGUGUUUGUGCUUGAGUAGAAGUGAGAAUGUGUGGUGUGUUUUGUAUAUUUCUGAAUUAUAUUUUACAUAUAACAUUGCCUGAAAGUUCUUGCCUGCCAAUAUUAUUUUGUUUAUUUGUUUGUUUGUCAUACAUACAUGUCAGUUUAAUGUCUGCUGUAGAGAGAGAAUAAAGUCUAAUGUGAACAGCG
Molecule: messenger RNA, 4651 nt
Organism: Clupea harengus (Atlantic herring)
Lineage: Eukaryota; Metazoa; Chordata; Actinopteri; Clupeiformes; Clupeidae
Product: dynamin-1-like protein
Biological process (GO): intracellular distribution of mitochondria; peroxisome fission; endocytosis
Cellular component (GO): mitochondrion; microtubule; cytoplasm
Molecular function (GO): GTP binding; GTPase activity; microtubule binding
Source: RefSeq, a predicted model, not a curated record